ACUUAAACGAUAUUCAUUGUGAGCGCCGCACGUGAGAAACGUCCCAUUGAAAUUGAUAGAAUCGCGUACGGCCUAACAGUAUUGCGGUAAGCAUCGUGGCGUUAAGCCGCGCGAAAUGUGGAAGGUCAUAAUAGCCGCGUGCACGAGCCUGGUGGUCACCGCUCCGGUCGACGAUCGGGUCGACUUCUCACCCAUCAAUCAAUUCGCUCUCAGACUCUUAGACAAUGCAUAUGCUUUCCAAGAGAACUUUGGGCGGCAAAAUUUUGCUGUUUCCCCAUUAUCAGUAUGGAGCGUCUUCUCGCUACUCGCCGAAGGAUCGGCAGGGGACACCUUCCAGGAACUAAUGAAGGAACUUCAGCUACCUCAGGAUUUGAGGGCAACUCAAGAGUUACAUCUUGCGGCGGAAAACAUUUUAAGAAGCAACGACCCCGAUCUCGUGAUUCACAAACAAGCAGCCUUGUUCCCCGAAUGUUCAUUAGAGAUACACCAAGAGUUUUGUCAAGCAGCUAACAUGUACAGAACAGGUGUAUAUUCUGUUGAUAUUACUAACACUACCAGACUGGCUGAUGAUAUAAAUUAUUAUAUUUGUGUUGCUACAGAGGGACAAAUAAGAAACGCAGUGAAAGAAGAAUUUCUUAGAGAUUUAAGGCUGCUUAUAGUAGACGCUUUGUACUUUAAAGCAAAUUGGACAUAUCCUUUCGACCCAACCGCAACAAGAGAAGAAGAUUUUUACAAUGGACAAGGAAAAACAAUUGGACGAGUAAACAUGAUGUUUCACAAAGCAUCUCACAAUGUAGGAGACUCAAACUCUAUAGGAGCACAGAUCCUUGAAAUGACAUAUGGGAAACAUGAAGAAUUCUCAAUGUUAAUCCUUUUACCUUUCGAAGGGAUGCCACUGAAAACAUUACUUAGCAAUUUAGUUACGUCUCCAUUAGACUGGAUAACGGACUUUAAAAGAGACGAUAAACGGCCGGAAAUUGAUGUGUUUAUUCCCCGUUUCAAAGUAUCUUCUCAAAUUGACUUAAUUCCUGCUUUAAAAUACACCGGGAUUCAUACAAUUUUCGACAGUGAAAAGGCGCAGUUGCCUGGUAUUUCUGACAGUCCUUUAUUUGUGUCUAAAACAAUUCAAAAUGUAGAAAUAGAUGUAAAAGAAGAAGGUACAGUUGCCGCCGCAGCUACAGUGGUUGGGUUAGAGAAUCGGUUUCUUUCCCAGAGGUUUGAGGCUAACAAAGAGUUUGUUUUCAUGAUCACACAUAGGAAAUCUAAUGUUAUUUUGUUUGCCGGUGUGUAUAGUGACCCUGCUGUUGUGUGAAUUAAAGUACUUUAAUAUAA
Messenger RNA from Cydia strobilella, 1332 nucleotides. It is a transcript of the gene serpin-32, whose product is annotated as serine protease inhibitor 77Ba-like. The transcript has a single exon. Gene Ontology annotation, molecular function: serine-type endopeptidase inhibitor activity. NCBI's taxonomy places the organism in Eukaryota, Metazoa, Arthropoda, Insecta, Lepidoptera, Tortricidae. The coding region runs from base 116 to 1312 and encodes 398 amino acids. The record is from RefSeq and is a predicted model, not a curated record.